Molecule: messenger RNA, 813 nt
Organism: Puccinia triticina
Lineage: Eukaryota; Fungi; Basidiomycota; Pucciniomycetes; Pucciniales; Pucciniaceae
Exons: 3
Coding region: 1-813 (270 amino acids)
Source: RefSeq, a predicted model, not a curated record
AUGUCCCAAGCCCCAAAGAACCCGGUGAUCUGGUCACAGAAGGCAGGCAAGGCCGACCCCAGCAGCGGGGCCCCCAGGCCCCCCACUGCUACCCCAGCCAAUCCUCCUCCUCCCGCGGGAGAAUCCGUUACAUCCGCGUCCAAGUCAAAAGACCCCAAUGCAAGUGAUCUGACCCAGCCCGCUAAAGCCCCCGGCAAGAGCGCCGUACCAAAGGAACCCAAGACAAAGGGCACCAAGUCGGCGGUGAUCGACGUAGAUGCAAGCCCAGCUCAAAGGCUGACUGAUGCAAUCCCACCCGCCUUGCUUAGUGCACUAGGCCCUGACUACAUCAAGAGCCUUGGCUCCAAAUUAGUGGAGUCCUUAAACAAACCAAUCACGGUAAAGAACCCGCUCGCCAACAACGGGGCAACCCCAGAAAUCCACCCGGCCUUGGGUACGUCCGAAGAGUGCAAGAUGAUCAGCAGAAAAGCAAUCAAAGCCAAACUGGCAGGCAAGACAGCAACUGCAAAUGCGCUGUUCAACCUCUAUAAGGCUAUGUCAACCCCCAAGGCCAACGCUCAACUGGCAAACCCGGUCAUCAACCAGGGCGUAAUUGCAAGCACCAACCCAGGCUUCGGCGGGGGCGGUGGACGAGAGCGCCACAAGAAGAAGUCAGGCUACAAGGGCUUGAACUUUGACCCCAACUAUGUUGACAAAAGAGCCGGUAACUCAUCCAACCGCGAUUGCGGAGCUUCCCACAGCAACGGUGCCAAAGGCUCUAACCACAAGAAGGGCAGCCAGGGCGCAAAACCUAAUGCAGAAUCAGCCCAGUAG